Molecule: messenger RNA, 1368 nt
Organism: Penicillium paradoxum
Lineage: Eukaryota; Fungi; Ascomycota; Eurotiomycetes; Eurotiales; Aspergillaceae
Exons: 2
Coding region: 1-1368 (455 amino acids)
Source: RefSeq, a predicted model, not a curated record
AUGUCUUCCGACGACCGUUUUGACACAUUGGAUGCUCCCGAUGGGGCAGGAUUGACUUGGAUCUUCGAUCAUUGCUUGCGUUACGCCGACCAGUACGAGAUUUCCCUCCGUGCUGCAUACGAACUCAAUAGCCAUCCGGUGCAGAGUGCAAUGGGUACCGCAUCUGUGCCUCGGUCGUCAUCCAUCUUUUCAUCCCGCAAUUCUGUCUGGUCCAAGAAUUCUCGAAACUCCAAGUCUUCCUGUUCUUCCGACUCUCCUGAAUAUGAUACCAAUGCCGAUUUCCGUGCUUGUUUGACGAGGACUGUUUCCGAGUUGCCUUCUCAACCUUGCUCACUUCCACCGAGUUUUAUAAUCUCUUUCGUCCGUCGUUGCUUUUGUUUGGAACUAUCCGAAGUCGACUUUGCACAGGCUUUGACUGCUCUUGACUACACCAAAGAUCUCCAAUGCCGCUGGAAAAAGGAGAUUGAUGCUGCCUUCCGCCGACUCAAUGUCACUUCUCAGGAUGCCAGUGAUCCUCACAACUCAGAACUGGCUCGCAACUAUCCCAAUGUGUUGGAGUGGUACAAGACUACCAGCCAAAAGGCACGCAUGAUCGAUUUUAUGUACACUCAGGUCUAUGUAGGCUUGCGCCGCUGGGUGCUUGUCAAUGAGAUGAUGCUGGAGCCAUUCAACAAAGCCAAUUGUCUCGCUCUUCUCAACACUCUUUUGCCCCCAGUUCAUCGCGAUAGCCCCACUCCGACUCAGCAGUUAUCGACAGUAACUCUCGAACAUCAUCGUGAUACUUUCUUCAAAUUUAUCACCACUUACGAGGCCAAUCCUACUAUCCUUGAUCCUAUCAUAAUGCAAGGAGCUCGACCUGGCGAUGAGAACGGAUGGCCCGCACUGUACGACACCAUCGACCGAUAUCUGACCGCCGUCCUGGAUAUGAUCGAUGAGUGCACUUUGAUCAAUGAGCCUUGCCAGGUUGGAAAGUCCGGUGCACAGCGCCGCACCGACUCUGGCAUCAGCUUCGGACCCCGUCCUGCCAGCUCCCAUUCCCUGGAAGCUGAAAAGCCUCUUCCUCAUUUCCCAGAGAUGAGUCACAACACCAGCAAGCACGGCUCGUUCCUAGACCGAUUUGCCUUGGCAUGGAAGAAGCGGGAUAAGGAUCCUAAGAAAGAACAGCAAAAGGAAGCUACGCGCAGUCUGAAGAAGAUGCAGUCUUGCAAAGAUUUGAGCAGCACGAAGAGCUCCGGCCUCUUUACCAAAAAGUUCUCGUUUGACCUGACCGAGGAGAAGCGUCUUCGAAUGAUCCAUGAAGCCCAUUCUCGCAAGGCAGCUAUGGAAAACGAGAUUGAAGCCACUCAACCCAUUGGCGUGGCCAUUUGA